AUGCUGCAAAUGGUUCAAGUGCCGGUGAUGGGCAAUUCAGGGGGCACACAGAUCUCUAACAGCCAAAUGGACCCGCGGUCUAUGCCAAUGGGCUUCUCGCAGCCGGCCUUCUUUGGACGCGUGCAAGGAAGCGAUCCCGAUCGCAAUGAAAGCGGCGCAGGCAAUCUUGUGAUGAAUGCUGGGUUCAAGUAUCCAGGAGACAAUAUCGUGAUGAUUGCAGGCCAGUACCGAGAGGUCCGACCAGUUCUUGGGCAGGCAACCGUUUCAGGUCGAUUCCACUGCGAGCCUGCCGAAUUGCCGCUGGGCUUGCAGCUGGAUCCUUUGACAGGGACCAUCUGGGGCACGCCAGCAAGUCCACCUGUCAGCAUGGAUCCAGCUGGGCCAUACCAACAAUACACUGUGGUGCUUACAAAUCCAGCGGGGGCAACCUCAUGCAGCCUCGGGAUCAAGGUGGUGCAGUUCAAUCCACAGAGUUUCAGCAUCUCGCACAUCUCGCAGCUUGAGAAGAGCAAGUACAUGGUGUUGGUCGAUACGCGCCGCAAAUGA
Molecule: messenger RNA, 546 nt
Organism: Symbiodinium pilosum
Lineage: Eukaryota; Dinophyceae; Suessiales; Symbiodiniaceae
Source: the annotation of a GenBank genome assembly